AUGGGUUUAAAUUCCACAGACAAGUGCCUAUGGUUCAUGCUUGAAGUUUUAAUGACAAAGAAUGAAAACAAUAGCCAUGCAUUUAUGAAGAAGAUGGCAGAGAACAUCAAGUUAACCAGAGAUGCUCAAUCUCCAGAUGAAUCCAAAACAAAUGAAAAACUUUAUACAGUAUGUGAUGUGGCUCUCUGUGUUAUAAACAGUAAAAGUGCUUUGUGCAAUGCAGAUUCACCAAAAGAACCAGUCCUUCCAAUGAAAUUUUUUACACAACCUGAAAAGGACUUCUGUAAUGACAAGAGUUACAUUUCAGAAGAGACAAGAGUACUUCUGUUAACUGGAAAGCCAAAGCCAACUGGAGUACUUGGUACAGUAAAUAAACCUUUAUCUGCAACCGGAAGGAAGCCUUAUGUUAGAAGUGCUGGGACUGAGACUGGAAGCAACAUUAAUGUAAACUCAGAAAUGAAUCCUUCACCCGGAAAUCGUUCAAGGGAGCAGAGUUCAGAGGCAGCAGAAACCGGAGUUAGUGAGAAUGAGGAAAACCCUGUGAGAAUUAUUUCUGUCGCUCCUGUAAAGAAUAUUGACCCUGUUAAGAAUAAGGAAAUCAAUUCUGAUCAAGCUACCCCAGGCAACAUCAGUGGUGACCGAGGAAAGAAAAAAACAGUAACAGCAGCCGGCACAGAAAAUGUCCAACAAAAAUCAGAUGAAAAAGUAGAUGAAUCGGGAGCUCCUGCCCCUUCCAAACCCAGGAGAGGACGCCGACCCAAGUCUGAAUCUCAGGGCAAUGUAACCAAAAACGAUGAUAUAAGCAAACCCAUUAGCAAGGGAAGGAAAAGAAUUAUUAUCACUCACGACAGUCCUGGGGAAGCAGGAAAUGCCAAAGUGCCCAAGCUGCAAGAUGUGGCCAAAAAGGCAACACCAACAGAGAGACAAAUUGACCUACAGAGGUAAAAAGAAAAAUCACUUGCAAAGGGAGAGAAUGAAGGCCAAACAGAAGCGGAUUCCAGCUUCUGCAAAAACAUGGAUUCAGAAACGUCUCUGAGCAGAAAACGGAGUUCACUUCAAAACACUUUCUGCCUUGAAAACUGAAACUAUGACUUCCUUUUUACAUGACCAGAGUCCUUUGAUGGAAAUGUACAGCAGAAACUUGAAAGAGAAGCUAAAGCAACUCUGUUUCCCCUUUCCCCAGACUUUUCCUAUGAAAAGUCAAUAAUUAAGCAAAUUGCUUAACACUUGGUUCCAGUUCCUACAUAUCUGGAGUUUAAAUGCAUAAUACACCAUUAAUUUCCAUGCUGCGUUUUCUAUUUUAAAGUAUAACAACAAGAUGUCUUUACACUGACACUGAAUAUUCAUUCUAGAGCCAGGAUUUCCCAUGUUACCCAAGAAAAAAAUUGAAGUCUACUGAAUUAAUUUUUUUAGAAGAAAAAAGAUUACGUAUUUCUUUUGUUUUC
This is a messenger RNA of Dipodomys ordii (Ord's kangaroo rat), 1445 nucleotides long. RefSeq names its product sister chromatid cohesion protein PDS5 homolog A-like. Lineage: Eukaryota; Metazoa; Chordata; Mammalia; Rodentia; Heteromyidae. The transcript is spliced from 8 exons. The record is from RefSeq and is a predicted model, not a curated record. Bases 1 to 945 code for a protein of 314 amino acids.